Messenger RNA from Sinocyclocheilus grahami, 1365 nucleotides. RefSeq names its product prenyl (decaprenyl) diphosphate synthase, subunit 1 (gene pdss1). The record is from RefSeq and is a predicted model, not a curated record. Gene Ontology annotation, biological process: isoprenoid biosynthetic process; ubiquinone biosynthetic process. Bases 71 to 919 code for a protein of 282 amino acids. Gene Ontology annotation, molecular function: prenyltransferase activity. Lineage: Eukaryota; Metazoa; Chordata; Actinopteri; Cypriniformes; Cyprinidae. Gene Ontology annotation, cellular component: transferase complex; mitochondrion. The transcript is spliced from 8 exons.
UCUUCCGGUUCGGUAACGGACGUGACGUCACGGGGCAUGUGCGGCUCCUCGGUGGGGAAGCAUCUUCAGCAUGGCGGUGCCGUGGAGCCGAUGCUGGAGGAGCAGCCCUGGAGCGGCUGUGCUGCUGGACUGGUGUUGCGGGUUCAGCAGAAGAGCUUUCACUCACGCGGCUUCAGGAGGCGGAACAACAGAGAGCUCCACCGCUGCGACGCAGGUUUUAUUCCGGCAGGGCCCUGUAUAUAAUUUUAACGAACCAAUGACUAUUGCAAGGUAUGUCAAUGCUAUCCUGGCUGGAGAUUUCAUUCUGUCAGCGGCAUCCAUGGCAUUAGCACGUAUUGGGAACACUACAGUAGUGUCUGUGCUGUCACAAGUCAUAGAAGACCUUGUGCGAGGUGAAUUCAUGCAGCUGGGGUCUAAAGAGAAUGAAAACGAGAGAUUCAAGCACUACCUUGAGAAAACCUUUAAGAAGACCGCAAGUCUCAUUGCGAACAGUUGUAAAGCAGUGUCAAUUUUGGUGAAUUCUGAUCCUGAGGUGCAUGAAAUCGCCUAUCAAUAUGGACGAAAUGUUGGCAUUGCAUUCCAGCUUGUGGAUGACAUUCUGGACUUCACUUCCAGUGCAAAGCGCCUGGGGAAGCCGUCAGCUGCCGAUCUCAAACUGGGUCUGGCCACCGGUCCCGUUCUGUUCGCUUGUCAACAGUUUCCCGAGCUGCAUGCAAUGAUAAUGAGACGCUUCAGCUCUGAUGGAGAUGUGGAUCGAGCCUGGCAAUAUGUCCUGAAGAGUGACGGUGUGGAACAGACUAACUACCUCGCCCAACACUACUGCCAAGAGGCCAUUCAUCAGAUCAGCCAGCUGCGGCCGUCGACAGAGCGAGACGCGCUCAUCCAGCUGACUGAGCUGGUGCUGCGCAGAGACAAGUGAGCCUGGACGCAGAGCUCCACACUCAGGCAGCUACACCUCUGCAGGACCACGCCGGGGCUUCAGAGAUCAAACAAUCACAUUUACAUGGUCACUGUAUGCUUGACCGUACUGUAAACACACAGCCCUGACCUCCGUUAACCUCUGGAGAGGUGCUCUACUGGUACGGAAGAACAGAGAAACUCUGUGAAAUCAUUGUAAUUCCAGGUGUAGCACAGAUGGAGGUGCUACCGUCACGUGUGUGUGUGUGUGUGUGUGUGUGUGUGUGUGUGUGUGUGUGUGUCUAUGUGGAUCCUUAAACAUCCGUCCACACUAGGAAAGGCCAAACAUCUUUGAUGUCGAAGAUGUUCUUGUUAAUGUACUUCAAGUGUAUCAAGUGCUUAAUAACAACCAAGGCCUUAAACCUCACUGGCUAUUUACUCAAAUUAAAAAACGCUAUUUUUUUUAAA